Molecule: messenger RNA, 2202 nt
Organism: Scylla paramamosain (green mud crab)
Lineage: Eukaryota; Metazoa; Arthropoda; Malacostraca; Decapoda; Portunidae
Product: cilia- and flagella-associated protein 251-like
Exons: 2
Coding region: 985-2046 (353 amino acids)
Source: RefSeq, a predicted model, not a curated record
GAUGACAGACUUUAGUACGCGUGAUGGUGACUGAAGGACACAGGAGCUGCAAAUUCUGUGCCGUCAUGAAAACACACACUGAUCUCUCUGGUGCUGUAGGCUGGAACGUCUGGAGGAACUGUGAUUUGAAAAGCUGUAAGUUGUCACAGAUGCACUCACUACGGACUUCAGUAAUAUUGCAAGAGUUUGUUAUAUGUUACAAGUCGUUAAAUUACCGCAAUUGUGAGUCUUAUAUAACUGAUAGAGGUCGAUGACUCACAAUCACAGGGCCCACCAUCACUUCGCUAUUCCUUUCGGCAGAAAACAAAAAUGUUACUACGACUAUAAUUUUGAAAGACCAUGAGGAUGAGUAAUUGUGUUUUCAUAUUUGUAUGUCACGCGUUAGUUACAUGAUGAACUGUGAAGAUUUGUCACUACUCAUUAAGUGAUAUGUGAGUCAGUUUUCGCUAUAUCUCUUCAAGACUGUGCACCGUGACUUCUCUCGCUGUAUUAGCCAUCCUUCCAUCCCUCGGAGGCGGUAUGGUGAAGUUCGUCAAGAGGUGUCCUCGAUCUGGCGGGGCUGGCAGGUGCCUUCCUCGGCGCUGAGUGUCGAGCAGCCAGCAAGGACGCGCUGCUGGGCUGGCUAACGUGGCGAAGGUGCUCAGAGGAACAUCAUGAGCGAGGGGCAGAAAGGCAGCACGAUAACCUGGCAGCUCAUGCGCGCGCGGUUAGUUAGAGGCCUUGGUGAGCGGGUGCCAGGCAGAGGCAGGUCGAGUAAGCUUCACUCAGUGUUCUCGCUUCCAGAAGCCAGCACGGGCCCUCUCGUCACCCGCGCCUGUGAGCCACCCCACACGCGCGCCGCCCCACUCCCCAUGCCCCGGCCCCCGCCCCCGCUCCCCUAGGACCCCUGCUGCUCCCCGUCGCCUGCCGCUGCCUGCUGUCCGGGAUGGCCCCCAGCGCGCCAGUCCUGCUGCCCUGGUGACGUGACGCCCGCGAGUCGUGAAUAUGGUGAGGCGGCUCGAUGCCUUGGCGGUGUGGUGGUGGUGGUGGUGGUGGUGUGGGGCGGGUGUGGCCGGCCUGGUGAUCGAGGGCCCCGUCACGCUCACCACCCCCAGCGGGAGGCUGCGGGGUGAGCGCUACCUGCUGCACGACGGGUCGCGCGGCAUGAGGUUCCUCGGCAUUCCGUACGCCAAGCCGCCGCUCGGACCUCUCCGCUUUGCUGCGCCGCAGAAGGCAGAGGCGUGGGAGGGGGUGAGGGACGCUCGCUCCUUCGGCCCCAUAUGCUACCAGCCACUGGAGAACGAAGUGUGGGACCUUGUGGAAUCCGAGGUUGACCUUGUGAAGGUCGAGAAUCAGCUAAGGGAGGCGCUGGCGAGGGAGAUGGGCACGGAACUGUACGAGGAGGAGGUGGAAGAGGUGGAGGACAUGGCGAGGAAGAAAGUGGAAGUGGCGCACAAGCUGAGAAAGAAAAAGAAAGAACAAGAGGAGGAGGAGAAGUGUCGUGGACGAGGGAUGCAGGAAUGUGUCGAGUGGAACCUGGAAUAUAUUGAGGAGGGGGAGGAGGCGGUGGUGGAGCAGGAGGAGGAGAAGGAAAAGGAGGAGGAGGAGGAAGAGGAGGAGGCGAAUAAGGAGGAGGAAGUGACGCAGACAGAUGCAGCGGCGGUGGGUGAAGCGUUCAGGACGAGAGGGCCAUCUGGUGGUGGUGAUGGUGGUGGUGAUAGCAGUGGUGGUGACAGUGGCGAUGGUGAUAACAGUUAUAGUGAUGGUGACAAUGAUGGUGGUGGCGGCGGUGGUGGCGGUGGUGGUAGUGGUGGUGGUGGCACGCCAGUUAUACCCAGAGGAAAAUCAAUAAGGAAAACACAAACGAGGAGAAUGAUGAGCGAGGGAAGAAUAAAAAAAUUAUCUCGGACGAAGAGGAAGAGCAAGAGAGGACGAGGAUGGAAGAAGAAAAAGAAGAAGGAAGAAAGCAUUAUGAGAAAGAGCCAGAGGAAGGAAAGUGAAGGAGGAGGAAGAGGAAGAAGAGGGGGAAAGAGGAGGACACACGAGGAGGACGAGGCAGGACAAUGAAGGAGGGAUGAACGAGGAGGAGGAGGAGGCAGGGAGGGGACUAUCUCUACAUGAAGGAGAAAAGCAUGAGCGAAUACCUUAUGUCGGAAGACUGCCUCACCCUCAACGUGUUACACCCCCCCUCGUGAGUACACCCCGCCUCAGUACACCCCCCCU